GUGACCGCCGAGCGCUUCCCGUUUACUUCCGGUCCCGUCUCCCUCGGCCGUGGCGCGGGUUGCCUGAGGCGGAGGAAGCGGGCGGGCGAGGCGGCCAUGGCGGAGGCGCUGCAGAAGAAGCUCCAGGGGGAGCUGGAGAAGUACCAGCAGGUCCAGAAAGACCUCAGCAAAUGCAUGACAGCCCGGCAAAAACUGGAGGCGCAGCUGACUGAGAACAACAUCGUGAAGGAGGAAUUGGACCUCCUGGACUCGUCUAACUCUGUCUACAAGCUGAUUGGCCCCGUGUUGGUGAAGCAGGACACGGGAGAGGCAAAGGCCACCGUGGGGAAACGGCUGGACUACAUCGCAGGGGAAAUCAAGCGGUACGACUCGCAGAUGCAGGAGUACGAGAAGAAAUCGGAGCAGCAGCGGGAGACGCUUGCGCGGCUGCAGCAGGAGUUCCAGAAGGCGCAGGCCAAAGUGGCUGCCAAGGCCUGAGGGGAGGGGGGGAUAGGGGGAGCUCUGUGUCGCGCUGUACAUGUUAGUCUGCUCUUUGUCUGAAAUAAAGCCGGGUCAAGUUUC
Eublepharis macularius is the source of this 561-nucleotide messenger RNA. RefSeq names its product prefoldin subunit 6 (gene PFDN6). The coding region runs from base 97 to 477 and encodes 126 amino acids. Gene Ontology annotation, molecular function: protein-folding chaperone binding. NCBI's taxonomy places the organism in Eukaryota, Metazoa, Chordata, Lepidosauria, Squamata, Eublepharidae. Gene Ontology annotation, cellular component: prefoldin complex; cytoplasm. The transcript is spliced from 5 exons. Gene Ontology annotation, biological process: chaperone-mediated protein complex assembly; protein folding. The record is from RefSeq and is a predicted model, not a curated record.